Molecule: messenger RNA, 2583 nt
Organism: Haliotis rubra (blacklip abalone)
Lineage: Eukaryota; Metazoa; Mollusca; Gastropoda; Lepetellida; Haliotidae
Product: transcription factor SUM-1-like
Exons: 3
Coding region: 476-1540 (354 amino acids)
Biological process (GO): muscle organ development; positive regulation of myoblast differentiation; regulation of transcription by RNA polymerase II
Molecular function (GO): protein dimerization activity; RNA polymerase II cis-regulatory region sequence-specific DNA binding; DNA-binding transcription factor activity, RNA polymerase II-specific
Source: RefSeq, a predicted model, not a curated record
AAUGAUACACCUUUGUUUUAGUUGUGUGUGUGUUAGUCUGACUUGUUAGCCAGUGGAGAGAUGUACCUCUGACUGUAUUGACACAUUUGGACACGUUUUGUUUCGAAAAAUUCGUGACAGCGCUGGUUCUGGAACCCGUGGGCGUGGUGAAUUGAUGGAAACAUGGUCCCAGAGCCCGAGACUAAUUAAUGGGUAAACUUUGCCAUGUGUGACUUAAUUUCACUCUCAGGUUCCAAAGCAUCAAAAACUGUAUCUCCACGACAUAUGUAGAUAUAGGCGUAGCACCUAAAGACUCGUGGUUUGGCUGAGAACUGGUAAGCAAGUGUUGACAGACGGCAGAAGUUUCAGUAGCAGACGACAGUUCCACUCUAGACGUCUGCAAUCAGGAGCAGACGGUACGAUUAACAGAUUAGCAGACGAUAGGGAUUAAUUCGCGGGGAGAUUAUCGCAGACGGACGGCGAUAACAACGUCAGCAUGAUGAUGAUGACAGACUAUCGUAGCUGCCGCUACGACCACAACGCACCCGUUUUCACCGGACCAUCGUUCGGCGGGGCAGACAUGUCAGAUGCGAGGCAAAUCAUGGACAUAUCUUACUCCCAUCCUGGGGGUAACCCUGAUUAUUUUGGACCCCCGAAUGGGUCUUAUCAUCGGUCGUAUCCUCGUCAGUAUCCUGAAGUUUACGGCUAUCAUUCUAGUAGUGGGGUGCCCCCGCACUUCUUCAAUUCAGGCGGUGACCAAACGGCGGUUGACUAUCGGCCUCGGCAUCAUUCGCAGAUGAAGGAGAAGUCGUUUGUGUCGUCAAAGGAAGAGUCAACUGGGGGUGAUGAUGAACCAAGAUCCUGCUCAGGCUCCAAGGAAGACAAGAAUGACCUGUUGGACGACAAGGACAGCCCUAGAUCUUGCUCCCCCGUUAAAGACGAAACCGGCAGCAUGAGCGAAGAUCACACCUCCGACGAAGACAACGAACACAUCCCCCACGUUCUAGCUCCUGGGUACCAUGGACCCAACAGAAGGUGUCUCCUUUGGGCCUGCAAAGCGUGUAAGAAGAAGACGGUGACAAUUGACAGACGGAAGGCGGCGACGAUGCGGGAACGACGUCGGUUACGGAAAGUGAACGAAGCGUUUGACACUCUUAAAAGACGGACGUGCCCAAAUCCGAAUCAGAGACUACCAAAAGUUGAAAUUCUGAGAAACGCUAUAGAAUAUAUUGAAAGUUUAGAGGAACUGCUUCACGGAAGUAGGAUACCAAGGGGCGACGACAACUGUAACGACGCCGGAUCUUCAAGCAGUGGUUCCGACUACAUGACCGUUCACAGUCCGCAGUACUACGACAAACUACACCACAUCCCCAACAACGGUGGCGGUGGCGGAGGCGGGGACAUGGGCGGCAGUUAUAACCAUGGCAACAACUAUGAUCAAGUUCAAUCCAGCGGGGGCGUGUCCAGUCUCGAUUGUUUGUCCCUCAUUGUUGAAAGCAUCUCACCCAAUAAACAAGCCUCCGUCAUCUCCAACAUGGCCGCCUCAGACAGGCCGUUAUGAAACGCCAAAGAAGGUGUAAAGCGUCACGUGACGUAACGAUAUGUGACGUCUGACGUAAACAAUGUUGGAAUACCAUACCAAGCUCAACUUCGUGAUGGCGUUCCUUUAACUGAAUGGUGCUAAUCAUUAAACAAUAAAGUGGCGUUAUCAACGUCGGUCGACGUCAGUAAAACACCGUAUGGUUUGUCGACGUCACACCGAGUGUCAGUAAGUACAAGGAAUCUUCCUUAACAAAGAUUAAAGCGACAUCAUGAACGUCGGUGGACGUCAUUGAUUAACAGAAAAUACGACAAUACUGCGGAGACGUUAACGUUAGUCGACGUCACGGAGAGUCGUAGCGUUCUUCCUCACAAAGUGUUCUUUCACUACCAUUACAACCAGUGAUAUUUGCAUAUGACGCCGUGCACGAAGACGUCGUGAGGAUGCCAUUCACGGACUGAUGACGUCUUCGGCAGAUAUGUGACAACGAACAGUGUCAAUUUGAAUGUGUCUGAACUGUUACAGUGACACGUAUUGUACAUAGAACCAAUAUUGGUGGCACCACAGUGCCAGAAACCAAUAUCAAACCGCACCUGGAUCUAAUGUGCGUCUGUAAUAGUGUUUGUUUAUAUGCUUUUUACCUGGAGUCAAAACUAUCUUAACAUUUCGGUAUCAUUUUUAUAAGUAUAAAUGUCAAGUUUGUCAUGCUUAUGUUUUUUUAAACUACAUGGUUUUAUUUAUUUGUUCAUAUUGUUAAUCGAUUCAAUCGAUUUUAGAUCUUAGAGUUAUAAUUUAAUGCCACUCGCACAACACGUUAUGCAAAGCAGUUUUAGUUAGAGAGAAAGAAAUAUAACGAUAUUGAUAAGCACGUUGCCUUUUCAGCGAAAUAGUUUUCAAUGCGCAUGCGUACAUUGUAACUUCCUGUGGAACAACUGGAUAUGUAUAUAACGGUGACCAGGUAGCACUAGAUCUCGCGAGAUGUGCAACGAAUAUUACAACCUCGCACAAUUUAAAUCAUGUGUAAUAUUUUUUAAGUCAAAUGUAAUAAACAAUGUGAAACGAAA